UCAAAUCGCAAUCGCCAUCGCCAUCGCUUCGAGCGAGAGCCCAGAUAUAAAGGCAGGACAGACCGAUCGGCGUGCCAUUUGUUGUUGAGUCUGGUCGUCAGCAGGAAUCGAACGUGCGACUCUAUCCAAUUUACCUCCUUUCGUUGACCUAAAAGAUAAACAGCUGCCAAGAUGUGUGACGAUGAUGCGGGUGCAUUAGUUAUCGACAACGGAUCGGGCAUGUGCAAAGCCGGCUUCGCCGGUGAUGACGCCCCCCGCGCUGUCUUCCCCUCGAUUGUGGGUCGUCCCCGUCACCAGGGUGUGAUGGUGGGCAUGGGUCAGAAGGACUCCUAUGUGGGCGACGAGGCGCAGAGCAAGCGCGGUAUCCUCACGCUGAAGUACCCCAUCGAGCACGGCAUCAUCACGAACUGGGACGACAUGGAGAAGAUCUGGCAUCAUACCUUCUACAACGAGCUGCGCGUGGCCCCCGAGGAGCAUCCAGUAUUAUUGACCGAGGCCCCCCUGAACCCCAAGGCCAAUCGCGAGAAGAUGACCCAGAUCAUGUUCGAGACCUUCAACUCGCCGGCCAUGUACGUGGCCAUUCAGGCCGUGCUCUCCCUGUACGCCUCCGGCCGUACCACCGGUAUUGUGCUGGACUCCGGCGAUGGUGUCUCGCACACCGUGCCCAUCUAUGAGGGCUUCGCCCUGCCCCACGCCAUCCUGCGUCUGGAUCUGGCUGGUCGCGAUCUGACCGACUACCUGAUGAAGAUCCUGACGGAGCGCGGCUACAGCUUCACCACCACCGCCGAGCGUGAGAUCGUGCGCGACAUCAAGGAGAAGCUGUGCUACGUGGCCCUGGACUUCGAGCAGGAGAUGGCCACCGCCGCCGCCUCCACCUCGCUGGAGAAGUCGUACGAGUUGCCCGAUGGCCAGGUGAUCACCAUUGGCAACGAGCGCUUCCGCUGCCCCGAGGCCCUGUUCCAGCCCUCGUUCCUGGGCAUGGAGUCGUGCGGCAUCCACGAGACCGUCUACAACUCGAUCAUGAAGUGCGACGUGGACAUCCGCAAGGAUCUGUAUGCCAACUCCGUGCUGUCCGGCGGUACCACCAUGUACCCUGGUAUUGCUGAUCGCAUGCAGAAGGAGAUCACUGCCCUGGCCCCAUCGACCAUCAAGAUCAAGAUCAUCGCGCCACCCGAGAGGAAGUACUCCGUCUGGAUCGGUGGCUCCAUCCUGGCCUCGCUGUCCACCUUCCAGCAGAUGUGGAUCUCGAAGCAGGAGUACGACGAGUCCGGCCCCGGAAUCGUCCACCGCAAGUGCUUUUAAGUCUUUCGCCCGCCGCGAAAGCUCUUCAAAGGCAGCAACCAGCAGCGACCAAAAAGCAUCCAUCGAGCUUCCCAACAACCUCGGCUCGCACAGUGAUAGACAAAAGCAGCGAACCCAUCGCACCACAAUUAUCAUCCAACUCAGAUUCACAGCAGAUAAUCAGAUUGUCGGAGCUCAUCCUUCAUGUCCACGUCAUCGACAUCGACAUCGACAUCGGCAGUGGCAGUGGCAGUGGCAGUGGCAGUGGCACAGUGGAUUUUUACUUUGAAGAACUAAUCGUAAGAGUCGUGGCUGUGCUCCACCUCCACCUACACCUCCACCUCCAACAUGUCGAGUAGCAAUCAAAUGUAUAUGAGGAGCUUUUAACCCCAGUCAGUGAAUUGAAAGCCAAAUAUAUCUUCCAUUAAAACUAUUAAAUACUUUAAAUAAAUACAUUUUUCUAUUA
Molecule: messenger RNA, 1747 nt
Organism: Drosophila santomea
Lineage: Eukaryota; Metazoa; Arthropoda; Insecta; Diptera; Drosophilidae
Product: actin, indirect flight muscle
Exons: 3
Coding region: 172-1302 (376 amino acids)
Biological process (GO): mitotic cytokinesis
Source: RefSeq, a predicted model, not a curated record